Adineta ricciae is the source of this 315-nucleotide messenger RNA. NCBI's taxonomy places the organism in Eukaryota, Metazoa, Rotifera, Eurotatoria, Adinetida, Adinetidae. The record is from the annotation of a GenBank genome assembly.
AUGUUCACACCUUCUCGAUUUACUCAACAAACAAGAAAAUACAAUUCCAUUGACAACAUUAGUGUACCUAGUAUUCAUGGCAAUAAAGAACAAUCUCAACGCAAAGAAGCUAUUCAGUCGUUUAAAACUAGUCGUACACGAAUUCUUGUGUCAAAUAUUGUUUCUGUGCGUGGCAACGAUAUUUCAAAUAUUCAGCAUAUUAUUAAUUUCGAUUUCCCAAAUGAUAUUUAUGUGUAUAGAGAAUGCAUCGGACGAAUAAAUCGCUAUACUGGUGAUAGCGAAUGGACCAUUUCCGUUAAUUUGAAAUUAACGUAA